Molecule: messenger RNA, 2982 nt
Organism: Sitodiplosis mosellana (orange wheat blossom midge)
Lineage: Eukaryota; Metazoa; Arthropoda; Insecta; Diptera; Cecidomyiidae
Gene: Notum
Product: palmitoleoyl-protein carboxylesterase NOTUM
Exons: 4
Coding region: 584-2602 (672 amino acids)
Molecular function (GO): hydrolase activity
Source: RefSeq, a predicted model, not a curated record
AUGUGCUUUUCGGAGCGAUUUUCUGUCAAAUGAUUUCCGAAACGACGAAAAUCAAAUCGUUUGAAUUUUUUGGCGCAAUCCUUGCUGAAAUUAAUUGUUAACGAACAAAUACUAUAAGUCGAUUAAAAAAAAGUGCAGCCGAAAUUCGUGAGGCACAUGGCAUGUGAAGUGCAUCAAAUCAAUUUCAUUUUACUUCUUUCAACAUUGUGGCUAUCGAGUAUAAUCAAGGAAAGAAAAAGGAAACAACGAAUGUGAUUCAAUCAUUUUCGUUUUCCAAAAUCUUCCCCUCACUCUCUCAACAACAACAAGAAACGAAAAGAAAAGAAUCAAUAUCGAAAAAAGAAAAAUGCUCUAAAAGUGAUUUGAUACGAGAAAAAAAAAGAAAUCGAAAAGAAAAGAAAGGAGGAUUAUUAACAAUUACCAAGUGAAGAAAAACAAAACGGGUACGCGAAACAAAUGCAAUUAUAACAUUCAAUUCGACAACAGCAACAACAACAAAAAAACUGCUGCAUUACAUUUUGGCCAUUGAUUCUCUUGUAACGAACGCAUUCAAUCGAAACCCACAAAAAAAACAAUCAACAAAAUGGGUAAACUUCAAGCGAACAAACGCAUUGGACAAUCUUCAAAUCACAUCACAAUUAUUAUGAAUUUCUUAUCGGCAGUGGUAAUGCUAACAGCGAUCGUGCGCAUAGAUUGCCGAUCAACCGACCUGACGCCACCAGAAAGAUUGACAAUCGAGAGCAAUUCCAUUCAACGUUUCUUCACUGAAAAGAGCCAUACAACCGUAAUCGAUCCAUCGCGCUCAUUAAAACGUGCAUUUCUCUCGAAUCGAACCGUUACAUGCAACGAUGGAUCACAGGCCGGAUUUUAUCUACGAAAAUCACUCAAAUCCAAACGAUGGGUGGUUUUUUUCGAAGGCGGUUGGCAUUGUUAUGAUACAAAAUCGUGCCGAACACGAUGGUUACGGCUCAGACACUUGAUGACAUCGGCACAGUGGCCAGAAACCAGAGAUGUUGGUGGCAUUUUAUCACCGAUCGAAAGUGAUAAUCCAUAUUGGCAUGAUGCAAACCACGUUUUGGUGCCAUACUGCAGCUCGGACAGCUGGAGUGGAACGAAAGCGUUGCCUGAAGUUCGAGACGGAUGGUCUUUUAUGGGAUCGUUGAUUGUGCGUCAGGUGAUCGCUGAUUUGAUUCCAUUGGGCUUGGGACGAUCACAGGGCGGUGAACUCCUACUUGCUGGCUCCUCAGCCGGUGGUUUGGGUGUAAUGCUCAAUUUGGAUAAAGUGAAGCGUUUCCUGCGUGUUGAACGUGGCAUCAAAAUAACCGUUCGUGGUGUCAGCGAUUCGGGCUGGUUUUUGGACCGUGAUCCAUAUGUGCCAACAGCAGUUGCCGCCGUCGAUGUUGUUAAGAUGGGCUAUAAGAUGUGGGGUGGUGAUUUGCCAGCGGCAUGUACUGCAAAGCAUCCAACUGAACCAUGGCGUUGCUAUUUUGGCCAUCGACUCUAUCCCACUUUGACUUCACCUCUCUUUGUAUUUCAAUGGUUGUUUGAUGAAGCACAAAUGAGAGCCGACAGUAUCGAGGCACCGGUCACAAAAGAACAAUGGAAUCAUAUUCAUGAGAUGGGUGGUGCGUUGCGUUCAUCAUUGGACAAUGUAACGGCCGUCUUUGCACCAUCAUGUAUUGGCCAUGCCGUGCUCACGAAACGCGACUGGAUGGAUAUUAAAAUUGAUGAUAUUUCGUUGGCCGAAGCGUUACGGUGUUGGGAACGUGCAACGGGCAAACAACAAAAUAAAUCUCGACGUGCUUUUGAUUCAAAUCAAAAUCGGCCAAAGAAUCGACGAAAAAAUACCGAAAUCGCAUUUGGUGAUUUCAACGGUGAUAACACUCAGACACGUAUGGAAUACGGUAAUUAUUCAACCGUGCUAUUGCGGCACGGUCGACAUCGUCUAACGAAAGAAGAGCGAUUACGGCGUCGACAAAAUAUGACAAAAGAGGAGCGCGAACAACGUCGCCAGAAUCGUAUACGACGCAAGCAACAGAAUGCUUUCCUAGACAAACUCAAACAACAAAUAGACCGACCGAAUCGCAAAAAAUCUAAUGCCAAUCAGCAUGCAUCGGAGAUGUCAUUACGAGCACCAUCAUCGGUUCGUAACACCGUCAAUGGUAAUAAUAAUAAUAGCAAUGGCAACAGCAACAAGAAAAAUAACACCAACAACAACACCAGUAAUAACAGCAAUAAUUCGCCACAUAACAAUGAGCGUCGCCGCAACAAUGAGAAUAAGCGCAAAAAGCGACGAAAUAACCACAAAAACCACGAUAAUCAUAAUAAUAAUCGUCGAUUGUCGCAUCAUCGAAAGAAAUUCGCCGAACCGGCGCGUUGCUCAUUGCGUCUAUUGGAACGAUGCAGUUGGCCACAGUGUAACUUUUCUUGUCCAGCAUUGACGAAUCCAUUGACUGGCGAAGAGGUUCGUUUCCUUGAAUUACUUUCAUCGUUUGGCCUAGAUAUCGAAGCCGUCGCAACCGCACUUGGCAUCGAUAUGCAAACGCUCAACAACAUGGAUCAAGCCGAACUCGUGAAUCUACUCACCCAACAAGUUAGCUAGUUUGAAUGGAAUAUACGGAUUCGGAAUAAUUUGAUUAAUUCAACGAAAUUUGAAAUUCGUGAUAGCAACUAAAACAAAAUUAAAUGCGAAUGAGAAACAUAAUUAUGGAAUGCAGAUCCGAUUGAGACGAGAAAAAUAACAAGAAACACAGUGCCUACGACUAGAGAUCUAUAGUAUUAAUUCAUGUGAAAUGGAUAAAAUAAUUUUAGAAAACAAGCGAAAAGAAAAAAUAGAAAAAAAAAAUGUAUGAGUGAACGCAUGACAAGAUGAAGAAAAAGAAAACACAAAUGUAAUUUACCAUGUACAAAGUAUUGAUCGUGAGUUAAGCACACACAAUUUUGAGAGUGAGAGAGAAAGAGAGAGAGAGAGAGAGAGAGAGA